This is a messenger RNA of Opisthorchis viverrini, 2516 nucleotides long. RefSeq lists its product as hypothetical. Gene Ontology annotation, cellular component: spliceosomal complex. The coding region runs from base 105 to 2516 and encodes 803 amino acids. The transcript has 8 exons. Lineage: Eukaryota; Metazoa; Platyhelminthes; Trematoda; Opisthorchiida; Opisthorchiidae. The record is from RefSeq and is a predicted model, not a curated record.
GGGUGUUUGAGUCACGGCUCAAAGUCCGCUAGGUGUGUGAGGAAUCCUUGAAAGCUGCAGACUACACAGUGCUUUUGUUCUCACAAUUUCAAACGGCACAAUGGAUGUUAGGGAUGUCUUGUCGUUUGCGGUUGGUACUUUCGUUUGUGUUACGCUUCAUUGUUAUCCAACAGUCACCUAGCCCACAGUUGCGGAGAUCUUUAAAGCCUCCCCCUCCACCGUCACUCUCUGAACGCGCGCCCGAAGAUGCUGAGUACAAACGCCCAAGGUUUUCGGAUAUGCCAUCUGCAGUGCCCUCAAUCACUCACACCGAUGCGUCCUCUUUCAUAGGACAUACAGAAGAGAUCCCGCGUGUUGUCAAUCUGACUGGGUAUGAUAUUGAAGACGAGGAACCUAAUCAGCCGACUACUGUAGGGGCAAGCGAGGUGGACGAGGCCACUGUGCGACGUUUGACCCUUUAUUUGGAAAAACGUGCCUUAGCUAACCAAGAGGCUCGGACGAAGUUUCCCGACCAGCCAAAACGAUUCAUGCAAUCAGAAGUGGAUCUCCAAGAAACUCUAGAAGAAAUGCAGGUUAUUGCAGCCAACCCAAACUUAUAUCCCAUCCUUGCCGACCACACACGCUCUGUGUCCCUGCUCCUCGGGCUUUUAUCGCAUGAGAACACGGAUAUCAGUUUGGCUGUGAUCGAUUUACUGCAUGAACUUUUGGAGUCAAAUGGCCUUAUGGAGGCUGGCCCAAGUCGAGUCAACCCAUUAUUGGACCUGCUAUUCAACGGACAACUAAUACAGCUACUCAUGCAGAACGUAGCCCGGUUAGAUGAGUCCAACAAGGAUGAGGCUGAUGGCGUUCACAAAACAUUGGGAAUCGUGGAAAAUUUACUGGAUGUGCGACCUGAAAUGAAUGUCACCAUGUCUAACCAAGGGCUAUUCUCUUGGCUUCUUCGCCGGCUUCAGCGACGUCCCGUGUUUGAUCGCAACAAACUUUAUGUCAGCGAACUACUCUCUAUACUACUGCAGCUGGACGAGGCCAACCGGCGUCAUUUGGGUGAAGUGGAUGGAAUUGACAUUCUUUUGCAACAGCUUGCCCAGUACAAACGUCACGAUCCCUCCAGCCCAGAAGAAAUCGAGCUAAUGCACAAUAUGUUCGACUGUUUGUGCAGUGCUCUGAUGCUACCUGAGAAUAAGGAUCGCUUUCUCAAAGGCGAAGGAAUACAGUUGAUGAAUCUCAUGUUACGUGAAAAGCAUAUGUCAAGAGACAGUGCCCUGCGUGUUUUGGACUAUGCUUUGUGUGUUGUGAACUCAGCCAAUGCAGCUCCUCAGCCGCAACCCGAUACACAAGACCCAGAGGGACCACAGAAACCUGGCUCAACAAGUUCAGACCCACUAGCAGUUGUGAUAGCCAACUGUUCUAAAUUCGUUGAUGUCCUCGGUCUGCGAACCAUUUUCCCUCUCUUCAUGCAUAGUCCCCGCGAACGCGUUGCCAAGUCAAAGGUACCCACGAAGGUGCGGGAAAAGCCGAAGUCUCUUGGUGGUCCGACAGCAGCUGAGAUGGAAGAGCAUGUGAUUAAUAUCAUCGGUGCUCUGCUUCGACACUGUCCGUCGGUUCAAAAAAACCGCGUACUGGCUAAGUUUGUCGAGAGCGAUCACGAGAAAGUCGAUCGGCUGAUUGAACUUCAUCUCCAGUACUUCGAUCGUGUGAAGGCAACUGACAGUCGCAUAAGGGCAAUGAAAGAAGAUCAGCCACGUUGGGUCGGAUACACUCCCGAAGAAAUCGAAGAUGAAUUGAUGUUAGAGCGACUCGGUGGUGGUCUGCUUCCUUUGCAAAUUUUGGAUAUAAUCAUCCUUGAAGUCUGUGUGAACGGAGCACCUACAACGGAAUCACAAACCAGUUCUGACAUGAUACGAUACAUGCUACUCUGCACCCUUAUCUUCACUCUGACAAACGCUCAUCCCUAUGUUCGGGUCUUGGUCGUGUUGGCAACGGGUUUUGAUGAGAUUGAAACCGUUACGGUUGUGCACGUUCUUCGAGCUGCAGGAGCGCACGUGACUUUGGCCAGUUUGAGCCCAGGCAAACUGCUGGUUCGUGGCGCACAUAUGCUGCGGGUGAAACCAGAUGUGGACCUCCUGACAGGACCCACUGACCCUUAUGAUGCAGUCAUACUACCUGGUGGUGAAGCAGCUGUAGAGCUCAUGUCAGCCUCUGAAGAACUGGGAAGACUUCUCAUUGAAUACGAAAAAUACAACAAAUAUAUCGGAGCAAUGGGUGUGUCAGCGCUUGCACUUCAACAGCACCGGAUUGCUUAUGGUGCUCUCUUGACAGCAGACCCGCGUGUGGAAAACAAACUUUCAGAUUUUUAUGGGUUCAUAGCUUCGGAUGACGUUGUGGUUGAUAAAACGUUGGUCACAUGUACUGGGCCCGGUUCCGCCAUGCAAUUUGCCCUUGAAAUGGUCGAAUUGCUGUUUGAUAAGGAAAAAGCCGAACGGUUGUCAAAAAAAUUACUGUAUCGAAGUUUGUGA